Messenger RNA from Fonsecaea multimorphosa CBS 102226, 1695 nucleotides. RefSeq lists its product as uncharacterized. Gene Ontology annotation, molecular function: transmembrane transporter activity. The record is from RefSeq and is a predicted model, not a curated record. The transcript is spliced from 2 exons. Lineage: Eukaryota; Fungi; Ascomycota; Eurotiomycetes; Chaetothyriales; Herpotrichiellaceae. Gene Ontology annotation, biological process: transmembrane transport. Bases 1 to 1695 code for a protein of 564 amino acids. Gene Ontology annotation, cellular component: fungal-type vacuole membrane.
AUGUCCGCAUUCUUCCAGUGGCUCAACCGCGAGACGGGCCUACAAUCCAUCUACACCUACGGCAACACUGACAUAUACCUAAUCCUGCUAACCCGAUUUCUCCGCAUGUUUGCCUAUGGUGGCGCCGCCCUCGUUCUGGCAAUCUUCUUGUACACUCAAGCGGGGGUCGAUUGGAAGAAGACAGGCACAUUCAUGACUUUGACGUUACUUGGCGAUGCUGCGAUCAGUUACGGGCUGACAAUCGUGGCUGACAAAAUUGGCAGACGACGUGUGCUACUAAUAGGUUCUUUGCUCAUGAGCUUCGCUGGGACAGUGUUCGCCUUGAGCAAGAAUUACUAUCUGCUUCUAUUCGCUGCCAUUGUGGGUGUGAUAUCCCCGGGAGCACAUGAAGUUGGACCGUUUCGAGCUGUUGAAGAAGGAAUCCUUGCACAACUUUCCCCUAUCGAGGCUCGUACCGAUAUCUACGCCUGGUUUGCCGUCUCGUCCACCCUUGCCAUGGCAUGCGGCCUAUUCGUCACCGGGUGGAUAACCUAUGCUCAACGGACAUACAUGGGGCGUGACUGGAAAGAAACGUAUCCUCCUGUUUUUGGUCUCUAUGCUAUGAUUGGGCUGGUCAAGCUUUCUAUCACGUUCCUUCUCAGUAAGAACUGCGAAGCCAGCGCGGCGGCGCAGUAUUCUUGGGCUCCAACCACCACAGCAAGUGCGAUAGACGGAGGGCCGAGUCCCUCGUCGGAGCAGACAAGGCCUCUCCUGGAUGGCCUGCCUCGUCGGUCGUCGAUCCCAAAGCAAGCCAAUGUGAGAACGACAGCUCGUACGACUCAACAGUCUCAGCCCGACUCGUUCUUCCGCCGUCUCCGCCGCUCACUCAGCUCACCCUGGAAGGUGUCCCGCUCCUCGUGGCCCAUCCUGUUACGCCUCUGUUUCCUGUUUGGUCUGAACGCAUUCGCAUCAGGCAUGCUCCCCGUCACGGUGAUGAGUUGGUACAUGUCGUGGCGCAGCCGAUGGUUCUUAACUCAUCGGAUCGGCUAUGCUCUAAGCGUCGUCUGGCUCGCAGCGAGUCUCUCCAAUUUGUUCAGCGCCGCCGUCGCCCGGCGGCUAGGACUCGUCAAAGCGAUGGUUUGCACACACCUGCCCAGCGCCUUGUUCCUGGCACUUGUUCCGCUGGGGCUAGUGGCUUCGGGUUGGCAACUCUUACUGGUCCUCUUGCUUGCUGACGCGGUACUGGGCUCCAUGGAUCAGGCUCCUCGCGAAGCAUUCGUCGCGGCGGCUUUUCUGCCCCGUGAAAGAACACAAGUCAUGGGAACGCUAAACUUUGUAAGGACCUUGGCUGCGAGCUUAGGCCCGGUGGUUACGGGACUCGUGUGGAGUAAGCAGAGAUGGUGGGUGCCGUUUGAGAUUGCAGCAUUCUUGAAGAUUUGCUAUGACGUGGGCCUGUUGAUUAUGCUGUUGAAGACGCCUCUGCCGGAGGAACACAGGAGGGUGACUGGCAUCUCGAGCGAUGGCGAGAGUCAACAGAUGAGAAUGACUGCUGCCGACAUGGAUGUCAAUGUUCUGUUGGAUGAGCUGGCCACUAACAGCGGUGGAUUGGUACCGCCGAGCGAGUUUGAAGUGAGUGACGACGAGGGGGAGGACGAUAGAAUGGAGGUUACGGAGGUGCGUGAGGAUAUUUCUGGCCUCCCAAAGUACGAUGAAUAG